This is a messenger RNA of Saccostrea cuccullata (small rock oyster), 839 nucleotides long. RefSeq lists its product as uncharacterized. The coding region runs from base 6 to 839 and encodes 277 amino acids. The record is from RefSeq and is a predicted model, not a curated record. Lineage: Eukaryota; Metazoa; Mollusca; Bivalvia; Ostreida; Ostreidae. The transcript is spliced from 6 exons.
CCCGUAUGGCUCCUACAGAGCUUCAACAGCGUCAGCAGCGGCAGGCUCGGCAGCCCAGCUUACUUCUGGUUCUUCCUCUACUGCUACAUCUCAGCCAUAUACAUAUCAGCAGCAGCCCUUUCGUGGCAAACUCACAAGGCGUCAACCACAGCCCAGCGACGUAUGCUUCAACUGUUUUUCCACUGGACACUGGAAAACCAACUGCCCCAAAAACAAGUCACAAAGUCAAUGAUAAGUAUACAGAAAUUUCAGAUUUGAUGGAAAACAAACGUAUUUUAGAAGUUCCUUUUCAGCCAUUUGUGUGUAGUCCACUGAGUGUCGCCGAAAACAAAAAUAAAAAGAGAUUGAUCCUUGAUCUAAUUCCGGACAGACGAAUCGAUGAUGCUAUCUGUUGUCUACAGAAAACUAUCACUCAUUUUCCAAAUGUAACAGCGAGGGAACUUGCAAGAGUAGUGGGGAAGAUCAUUUCUAUGACUCCAGUAAUGGAUAUAUUUAAAGUGGGCAGAUGGACGGGAAUUAAUUGUGGAUUACAGGAUCAUCGUCUAGCGGAACUUGCUUCUGAACUACCCAGAUAUUGUGUAACAUCUAAGGUCGAAAAUACAGCAAAACAGUACAGGUACGCUUUUAAUACCUUUUGUUUUGCAGGAUUUCUGAGAUUUUCAGAAAUAGUUAACAUUCGUUACUCAGAUAUCUGUAUACAGACUAAUUGUGUAGAAAUUAACAUUGUUAAAAGAAACGUGACAGACUCGACAGCAAUUUAUACAUAUGAACUGAUGAAUGAUUAUCAUGCCAACAAACUUGAAGUAAUUCCAGAGGUGGUGAGUGCAUUUAGCAAAUAG